AUGUUGGCAGAGGGUUUUGUGCCAAAUAUUGUCUUGUAUACCUUUCUUAUCAAUCAUUUUCUGAAGAUGGGAGAGUUUAAAUAUGCCUUCAGACUAAUUGAUUUGAUGUUUAGAAGUCAGAUCGAAGCUGACCUUGUCUUGCACAUUGCUUGGAUUAGUGGUGUUUGCAGAAAUAUCUUUGGCACCAAGAAAAGAUGGUACAUGACAAACAGAAUGUCUACAAGGGCUAGAAAACUGCUAUUUAAUUUGCUCCAUCAAAAAGUUUCCUUGCCUGGAGAAGAUGUUUUUAGUGUUUCUGCUUGUUUUUUAGGGAAUAAAAGACUUAGCAUUGAAGCUCAUGCGGAAAAUAAAAGAACAGGGUUUAUGCCCAACCUUUACCUCUAUAAUGUCACUGUCUCCGGAUUUUGCGGGGUAAAUUUGAUAGAGGAUGCUUACCAUCAACUUAGACUGAUGCAAGAAGAGGGUCUACUUCCAAAUGAAGUGACUUUCACAAUUCUCAUUGGUGCACAUGGCAGGGCUGGUGAAAUUGAUCGGGCUAUUGGAUUGUUUAAUAGGAUGAAUGCAGAUGGUUGCAGCACCCCUGACAGAUGUGCAUACAACACUUUACUGAAAUCACUUUGCAGGUCUGGUAGAGAAUUAGAUGCUUUAUCUCUUGUGCAUACAAUGAGCAAGAGGGGCUUCUUUCCAAACAGGCUGGCUUAUGAAAAAUCACACCAUUAUUUUUGUGCUGGUCACAUGAGCAUUCCUGCCUUCAGGAUAUUUGAAGAAAUGGUUGCUUGCAAUCUUGUGCCUUGUCUGUAUAGAUGUAACUUGCUGCUUUAUAUCUUAUGUGAAGAAAAGAAACUCCACGAAGCUUAUAGGGCGAGUGAUGUGAUGUUUGAGAGAGGAUUUCUACCCGACGAGUCAGUAAUGAGGUUUCUAGUUGAAACAUCUGAUAAACACCCCCUGCUUCUUGUGAUCCAUGUUCUGAACAAAUAUGAACAGCCCGCUCUUUCUCAGUAGAUUUCGACUUUCACCAGUCUCUCACAAGUCUGCAGAAAUACUCUUUAUGGCUCUGCUUGCUUUGAUCCACCUUGGUCACUUUUCAAGUUUCUGUUCGCAGGAGAUCCCACUGUCUCCUAUGAAAUCACAAUCUCUUACAGCAGUUCCUGCUCUCUGGGAGUUCACCAUCAGGUUUUCUUUUAUCUUUCCUUCUUCCUGUAGACUCGACCUCCUUCUCUCUGGGUCAUGCACUGACUGGUAGAAUAUUUAUAAAGUUACCUUUUUGUUGAA
Populus nigra (black poplar) is the source of this 1272-nucleotide messenger RNA. RefSeq names its product pentatricopeptide repeat-containing protein At5g62370-like. Gene Ontology annotation, molecular function: protein binding. The transcript has a single exon. The record is from RefSeq and is a predicted model, not a curated record. Lineage: Eukaryota; Viridiplantae; Streptophyta; Magnoliopsida; Malpighiales; Salicaceae. The coding region runs from base 1 to 1002 and encodes 333 amino acids.